Molecule: messenger RNA, 3195 nt
Organism: Sinocyclocheilus grahami
Lineage: Eukaryota; Metazoa; Chordata; Actinopteri; Cypriniformes; Cyprinidae
Exons: 9
Coding region: 173-2503 (776 amino acids)
Biological process (GO): centrosome cycle; establishment or maintenance of cell polarity; regulation of cellular localization
Cellular component (GO): nucleus; apical plasma membrane; cell cortex
Molecular function (GO): protein binding
Source: RefSeq, a predicted model, not a curated record
AGUCCCUGCGAACUUCAUCUAGACGAGAAUAUAUUGCUCUGGAGGAAGUAUAAUAAAUGUAUUUGCUCUUGAAUUAUUUUUUUUGUUCAUUUCUGAAUACCAUGAUGGUCAGUUAUGCACAUGACAGUGACUGACAGCCACCACAAUGCUCCACUGACUCUCCGUUUCAACCAUGGAGGACGCAGUGACCUCUGAAGAUGCUGAACCCCUGCCUGCCACCUCCCAAAACACUGACAUCCACCUCGGUGAGCCAGAGGAUGAGUGUCCUUCCAGCGCCAGCCUGGAGCCCAGCUCCCCGUCCUCGCCUUUCAAUCAGCAAGCUCAAGGCUCUGGCGUAUCGGCGCUGCAGUCCAAGGUCAAGGCUCUCUCUGAACGCAGAGUUGUCUGGAAAGAACCUGGAAGUAAGAACCAGGACAAACGAGUGGUUCCCGGGACCUUCAUACUGGGAUACGCCCUCACGGACGCUUGGGGCUCCAGCAGUAGCGAUGAAGACGGGGAACCUCGCAAGCCCCUGAUGUUCCUUGCAGGAGACCACAAGCCUCAGGUAGAAUUCGACUAUGAUCCCGUCUCUUCUGAAGCCUUGCUGGCAGUUCCACGCAGCCUUGGAGAAGGAGCAAGCCUGGAGAACCUCUCGAACGAUGCUUGCGGUUCUCAAGACGAUGCUUCUCCAUCUAAUAAACCAUGGAUGCCACCGAAGUGUUUCUGGAGGUCCAUCAGACCAGAGAUGCCGGUUCUAAAUGGGAAUGUUCCUGUGGGGAAAGAUGGACCAAAUGGAGGAACCUUUGGCCACAAAAUGGGCCACAAGUUUCCAAGGGAACUGCAAAGGUCUGAUAGCCUGGAGAGUCACCUACGCAGGUACAAUCAUGGUGAGGUGGGACAAUGUGGACUCUGGCGGGCUGACAGCUUGGAGAGCAUGUGCAGCAGUGGAAGCUCGCUGUCCCUGGCCGAGAGGGUCGAGAUGAACCGCGGCCUUCUCAAACAGAUGUUGCAGAAAACCCAGAAAAAAGACCAUGUACCAGGACAGAGAAUAGAGGACCCAACGCACAUUAGCGGUAGAGGUAUCUGUGGCCUGAAUGACAGUGAUUGGGAUUCUGGGAUUUCACUCCAAGGUAGUGAACACAGCCAAAGGUGGGCAGCACAGAUUGAUGCUCUCACAAUUAUCUCACACACACACAUACACACACACACACACACCAUUAGGGGAACAUUCCAGAAGCUAAAGAAGAAGGUCCGGAAACAAGAGAGCAGACAGGAACCCUUGUACGUCAAUGGCCUCAGGGUUCCAACACCUCCAGACUGCAAAAAUGGAACUCAAAUGUGUCUCUCGAAUGGACUAGCAUUGCCACUCAACCCCUAUGCCACGGAUCCACUUGGACAGAGAAUCCCAGCUCCCACAGUGAGCCAGUUGCUAGUGCGAUCAGCAGCAACUCUCUGCCAGUCUUUUUCCAUCUCCUUUAACAAUUUUCUAUCUUGUGUGACGCUGCUUGGAAAACCAUAUUCAAUUUACACAUUAUCAAGAUUCAUCAUGAUAUUUAACAAUUUCCAUAGGAUGUUUCUUCCAUUGUCCUAUGAUAUGCACAGCCAUGCUUUCCAUUCUUCCUUAGAUGUGGACCAGCACCAGAGUACAGGACAGCUGGGAUCUGAUGCAACAUCCAUCAGUGCUGAAUCAACCCAGACUCGUCUCAGUAACGGACACGUCAGAGGUCCAAUCAAACCAGUGCAUCUCAGGGCAACUAGCCCAAACUUUUCACAAGCAGGGCUGGAUGCAGAGCAGCGAGAGGGUCGACCCAAACUCUCCUUGCGGCGGUUCUUCUCUGCCAUGGGGCUGAACAGCGUGGGGUUGCUGAGAAAAGGACGAUCCAGCAGCAUGGAUCAGCUCAGCUUGCACCCCAAACCCAACUCAAACCCAAACCAAAACACUCGGCCGACCUCACCCUCCACCUCCCCCAGCCCCACACACAGACACCACCACCAGCUGAAGAAAGCCCCCUCACUGCAGACUAUACGUCUGGGGUCUCCGUUUCUCCAGCUGAGGAGAUCUUCAUCGGCUCAAAACCUCCAAAUCCCCAGAAAGAAAACAGACCGUUCCUCUGCAUACACUCCAGGAGAACAGCCCUGUAGUCCUGUAUUAACCAGGGGUCUUCAGCGUGCCUUGAGUGUAGAGGAUGUGGGGCGGCCCAGUGCGGUGCGUCCGGUGGGACGCGUGGCUCAGGCCUUCCCUGACGGCACCAUCCUGCUGGAGCUCUCCAGACCCCCCAACGGCCCCUUCGGCUUUCUCAUCUCCCGAGGAAAAGGCAGGCCAGACUCAGGGGUGUACGUUGAAGAAAUGGGUGACAGCAAUAUGGAGAAACUCUACGCGGGGCUGCUCGGGGUCGGGGACGAGAUAUUAGAGGUGAACGGUGAGAAGGUGGCGGGACUCAGUCUGGACCUGGUGACCCGUUUAAUGACUCAAAACAGCACAGCUUCAAUCCGCGUACUACGACAUAGACGCUUACAGCGCUAACUGAAGUCAAGACUGUAUCAGAACCACGUUUUGUUCCAGUCAACAUAAAUGAAAACUGCAAAAAAGCAUCAGAAAUUAAGUCAGGGAUGAGUUCGUGAAAACGGCAGUAUUACGUUUUACUGACCUUUGGAGUUUUAUCAUAAUGAUCACACAAUGGUCCAUAUUAAAGGGAUAGUCACCAAAAUUUUUAUUUUUUUAUACAUUUUGUUCCAAUUCAGUUUCAUUUUUUUGGGUGAAUUCAUCCCUGAAGCCACUGUUAUGGCUAAAGGCCUGUUCACACCAAAAACAAUAACUAUAACAAUAAUGACAAAAGAUAUAGUUUUAAAAAUCAUUCUAAAGUCAUAAAAAUAACACAGUCCACAACUAUAAUGAUAACAACACAGAGGAACAAGUUUGUCGUUGGAGUCACUUUCCAGGUGAUGAACAACAAAAAAACAUUGGCAGCCAAUCAGAAUUCAUCCUGCUUUAAACAGUUCGAGCAUUUAAAGAGGCAGAUGACAAAACUGCAGUGCUCGUUUUAAACAGAUUGUUAUUGCAUGUUGCUGUGGAUGCUAAUAUAGUUCUGUCAUGACAACUCUCUGAGAGUUUAGCAUGGGAAUAUACAUGGCAAUGAUAAUGUGUUUAGUCUUGGCGGAAUAGAUCUGCUAUGCUACUGCUGCGGCAGAGCGAGUACAGAGACUUGCUACUGCCAA